AUGGCGGACUCGGCAUCAAAAGAUCGUGCGGCGAAGCGGUCAGGAAGGGGAGGCCCGGGAGGGGGAGAUGAACCGAAGCAAAAGCGAGCAGGAUCCCUCGGUGUCGACGCCGGCGGCGGCGGAGGAUCCUCUGCUCCUGCAACGGCGCCGGCGUCAGCGUCGCGCGCUCACCCAGGGAGCGCUGCGGCGUCGUUGGUGGACGUCACGGUUGAGGACGCCGACGCCCUCGACUGCGGCGUGUGCUUCCUCCCACUGAAGUCCCCAAUCUUCCAGUGCGACGUGGGGCAUGUUGUCUGUUCACUGUGCCGUGAUAAGCUCCAGGCCACGGGCAAGUGCCAUGUGUGUGGGGUCGCCACCGGCAACUACCGCAGGUGCCAUGCCAUGGAGCAAUUAGUGGAAUCCAUCCGCGUCCCAUGUUUGUACGCUGCCCAUGGUUGUGCCUUGAGGGCGGCCUACUAUGAUCAAGAAAGCCACCGCUUGGUGUGCGAGCACGCGCCAUGCCACUGUCCUGGUGAGGCUUGCAGCUUUGUGGGCUCCACAGCUGCGCUCCUGGACCAUGUCAGCACGGCACACAAAUGGCCAUGCAUCACCACAGUCAAAACCAACGAUAAUGGCUAUUCUAACGUCCAUCUCCAUGAUGGCUUCAACCUCAUCCUCGCUGAUUGCUCCAUCGGAAACAAGAACAAAGGUUCCACUUCCAGCGUCCAGUGCCUUCUCCUACUGACUGUGGAGCGGCAACAGCUUGCCCGCUUCAUCUCUGUGCACUGGAUUGACCCUCACGCUGCCGGCACCAGUGGUAGUCAGGGACCAACCUCAAAGGAAAUGGAAUGCAAGCUUUGGUACAGUGCGAACUUUGAACUUAUCCGCUGCAGUACUUGGUUAAUCCGCCAUUUCCAGUCAUGGAAGUUCAGAGUAGCCCGCACAAACCUCUCUAAUGGGCUGCCUAAACCUGACGACUGCUUCCAGGUUGUCGUGCCAAAUUCAGUUGUUGGAGAUGGUACUGGUAUCCAGAUCGAAGUUCGCAUUGACAUAAAUUGA
Molecule: messenger RNA, 1038 nt
Organism: Miscanthus lutarioriparius
Lineage: Eukaryota; Viridiplantae; Streptophyta; Magnoliopsida; Poales; Poaceae
Source: the annotation of a GenBank genome assembly